AAUGUAAUUACUGUAUGUUCAUUAAUGCAGCUGAUUUUUCUGACUUCCAUUUUUUUGUUUCUAAGCAACGGCUGCUUGACCACAUUUUGGAACGACUCCGCUCUCGUUUAGAGCAUAUUCUUGGACAAUUGCCUCUGGAUUUGGACUACUUAGAGUUCAUUAGCACACAAGAAUUUGUAUUUUUAAAUGCCAUAUCCAGUCAUGUAGCUGUUUCACAGCCUAUUUUAGAUGCCUUGACAGAGCUACAUAGCCUUGUAAAUGUAGAAAAAGAAAAAAGUAAGCAACACUAUAAAACUGUGCAAUUUGAGCAAGGACCAGUUGGACGACCGAGAAUGGUCCUGUCUUUGGAAUACAUUUCCAGCCUUUUGGACCUUAAUCUGUCCAUCCCAUGCAUAGCUGCGCUUUUGGGGGUGUCGAGACGAACAGUCCAUCGACGCAUGGCUGAGUCUGAUCUCUCAGUUAGGGCACUGUACAGCACUCUGACAGAUGAAGAAUUGGACCAGUGUGUGAUAGACAUUAAAUCCAGGCAGCCUCAUUCUGGAUAUCGAAUGGUGAAAGGACUUCUUCAAGCUCAAGGACUGCGGGUGCAGUAUGAACGGGUCAGAGCUUCCAUGCACCGUGUUGACACCAUCAGAGUCAUAUCCCGAAUUACCAACUUAGGUUGCAUUGUUCGAAGAACCUACUCCAUUCCUAGCCCUCAGUCCUUGAUGCACAUUGAUACCAAUCAUAAACUAAUCCGGGUACGGGCUGAUCAGGGCGUGGAAAAUGUAGAUAUUGCACGCCUCAUGUUUACAGUCCGUGGCACUGGAAGGGGCAGCUUCAUAUCCGGCAAGAGUGUUCACAAUCAACGAAUCGAGAGGCUUUGGAGAGACCUGUGGGUAGCUGUCACAAACAUCUACUAUGAUGUUCUCCACUACCUUGAAGAAGAGGGCUUCCUCAACAUCACCAAUGCUAAACACCUCCUCUGUUGCCAUUAUGUGUUCCUGCCACGGCUGCAAGAUUCCCUGGACACUUUCCGCAGUGGCUGGGACAAUCAUCCAAUAAGAACAGAAGGCCAUAUGACCCUUAAUCAGCUGUGGGAGCUGGGCCGAAUCCAUCACCCAAUUCAAGGCCCAGAAAAUAUGGAGGGUAUGGAUUUUCCUCACAUUGAGUGGGAAAACAGUGGACUUACUGCUGAUGGCUACUCCAGUGUCAUCGUCCCAGACACAGAAAGCUUUAAGAGAGGUUGUUGACCCAAGAGCUGCAUCCCAGUCCUUUGGCUGUGAUAUCUAUGUUGCUGCUGUUCAAUUUUGUGAGCAUGUUCUAUCUGAAACCUGAAAGACACACACAUGCCCCCCUUGUUUCCAUAGUGUGUCAGAUCAGGGCAAGCUAACUACCAACAUUUACAAGACAUAAAUGCAUUUUAGGCAUUUCUUGUAAUUGUUUUGAGUUUUAUGAACGGGCCUUUAUACUGUACAGAUGUGAACAACUUAAUUGAA
Onychostoma macrolepis is the source of this 1478-nucleotide messenger RNA. RefSeq lists its product as uncharacterized. NCBI's taxonomy places the organism in Eukaryota, Metazoa, Chordata, Actinopteri, Cypriniformes, Cyprinidae. The record is from RefSeq and is a predicted model, not a curated record. The transcript is spliced from 4 exons. Bases 15 to 1232 code for a protein of 405 amino acids.